AUGGCAUUUGAUUCUAACGGUUUAUACGCUUCAGCAAUGUCGGAUUUAGAGUGUGAAUAUCCGAGAUCAGAAUUUUGUAGACCAUUUUUACCAGAAGAAGAAAAAACAAUUGAAAGACUCUUCAAUGAACAAAAAUUUAGACCAAAAACUGCUAUUUUAAAAGUCUGGUUUGAGUAUCUCACAAACAUGUUCUUCCAACCGAUACCAGCUAAAGAUAAAAUCAGUUUUACGAACAAAGAAGGAAAAAAGGAAACUGGCACUAAAAUCGGAUUCAGAAAUGGUUUCUGUUAUGACGUUUUAACAUCGGUCGAUAUUCAAGAAAUAGUAAAAUCUGGAGGACGAAUUAUUAGAAUAUUAGAUGGAGAUAUACAAAAAUCAUUGGGUUCUCUUCCUGGAUUUCCAUGGGCGAAAUAUCCCGGAGAAAAACAUCUUCCCGGUCAUAAUUAUACCGGUCCAGGUACUAGGUUAGAUCUGCGAUUAGACGAAAACGAUAAACCCAAACCAGGGGAAGAACGAGUCAAUAGAGUUGACGCCGCCGCGCUUAAACACGAUAUUUUAUACAGAAACAAAGACAUAAACUUCAGACACGAAGCAGACAGACAAAUGAUAAUCGAACUUGAAAAUAUUCCAAAUCCAACUUUCAAAGAGAGAAUGCAAAGAGCAUUAAUCAUUAAACUGUUAAAAGCGAAGAUGAAAUAA
Molecule: messenger RNA, 699 nt
Organism: Lottia gigantea (owl limpet)
Lineage: Eukaryota; Metazoa; Mollusca; Gastropoda; Lottiidae
Exons: 2
Coding region: 1-699 (232 amino acids)
Molecular function (GO): structural molecule activity
Source: RefSeq, a predicted model, not a curated record